AUGGAUGCCCUUCUGCCUCAUGGAUACCGCUCCGCCACCGAAUACCGUUUCUGUGAAGAGCAGGGCGACGCUAUUGCUCAAGCCGCUGCCUACCAUCGUAAAGACUAUAGUCUCUCUGUCAUUUGGUUUCCCCGCCGUGAACACGUUGGUGUUCGUCAGUCGAUAGCGACACCUUUCCGGCGGACUUGCAAUGCAGGAGUCGGCUACCUAGAUCGGCUACCCCUUGAGCUUUUGCAAGAUGCCUUGCUACGUCUGGACAUGCAUUCUCUGUUCACAUUUCGGCAAACAAAUCUCAGAUCGAGACAAAUAGUAGACUCUCUCAAUCAGUAUCAAAUGGUGGCCACUCACGGACUGAACCUGUUUUGCGCCUUAUUACGAACUCGACUUGCCAAUGACAUUCCCCUAUUCGACUUUUACUACGCAUUAUGUACUAAGGCUUGUACUCUAUGCGGCGAAUUCGGUGGAUUCAUAUCCCUCUUAACUUGGACUCGAUGCUGUUUUAUGUGCCUUCGUAAGGCUCCAGAAACCCAAAUACAACCUCUUGCCAGUGUCCGGAAGCAAUUCCGCUUGACUAAGUCUGAAAUAAACCAAUUGAGAACAUUCAAGACGUUGCCUGGGAUAUAUUCGAUGGAAGAAUCCAUAUACAAAUCCCGGAUUAUGAUCGCUUCUCCUCAUCAGGCCAAAUUAAUUUCCGGGCGGGAACCGCAAUCCCCAGCGCAGGCAUUGCCAGGGAACUUGGGACGAUAUCGAAAACUAGCAUUCAUGGGUUCUUGCGCACUUCCUCAUUAUGAUGGACAAACUGGCAAAGUCGAACAUGGGGUAUCGUGUGCAGGGUGUCAACUCGCUCUUGAAAAAGACAUCAUCGGCUCCAGGGGAGACAAAUGGGCUUUCGAGGCUCGUGAUAAGGUAUAUUCGCAAGAUGGCUUUUUAGAACAUUUUCGGUGGUGCGAACAGGCACAGCUCCUGUGGAGAUCGAGUAGUGAAGGUCGCAAUCGGCCAGCCGAGUUACCGGAGGGUGCCCGGCGAGGAGGCUAUUUUAAUAGUAGAGAAUAG
Trichoderma virens Gv29-8 is the source of this 1053-nucleotide messenger RNA. RefSeq lists its product as uncharacterized. The record is from RefSeq and is a predicted model, not a curated record. Lineage: Eukaryota; Fungi; Ascomycota; Sordariomycetes; Hypocreales; Hypocreaceae. Bases 1 to 1053 code for a protein of 350 amino acids. Gene Ontology annotation, molecular function: protein binding. The transcript has a single exon.